Papilio machaon (common yellow swallowtail) is the source of this 2277-nucleotide messenger RNA. Its product is annotated as protein abrupt. Lineage: Eukaryota; Metazoa; Arthropoda; Insecta; Lepidoptera; Papilionidae. Bases 133 to 1527 code for a protein of 464 amino acids. Gene Ontology annotation, cellular component: nucleus. The transcript is spliced from 6 exons. The record is from RefSeq and is a predicted model, not a curated record. Gene Ontology annotation, biological process: regulation of transcription by RNA polymerase II. Gene Ontology annotation, molecular function: protein binding.
UUUAUUUUUGUUCGCACGGAUUCUGUUAUUAAUUGUAAUUCUUUUUAUUCAAUACAUGGUUAAAUUAUCAUGUUCAGUAAUAUGUAUAGUUAUGUGUUGUAAUAAACCGACAAUCCAAGGAAAAACGUAGUGAUGGCAGAUCAAUUCUGUUUACGUUGGAAUAACUUUCAAACAAAUAUAGUGAGUGCCUUAGAUUCUUUAAAGUGUUCUGAAGACUUGGUCGAUGUCACUCUUACAUGUGAAGGUAGAAAUAUCAAGGCCCACAAAGUGAUACUCUCCGCGUGCAGCCCGUACUUUAGGAAUGUGUUCAAGGAAAAUCCCUGUCAACAUCCUGUGAUUAUUUUGAAAGAUGUUUCAGCUGAUGAUAUUGUCAGCUUACUUUCUUAUAUGUAUCAAGGAGAGGUGUUUAUUGAAGAGAGUAAGCUGUCAUCAUUUUUGCAUACUGCAGCAUUGUUACAAGUUAAGGGGUUAACAGGUGUUACACACCAGAAUGAAAACUUUAUAUCACCAAGGACCACAACAAAACUAUAUACACAAUUAACUAUAUCUUCUAAGUCCAACCUUGGUGCUAAUACUACUUCCAAGGAAUCUAAAGUGCCUGCUCUUAAGAAAAGGCGUUGUAGUACAUCUGAUAAACCAAAUGAUAUAGUAAAUGUUGAGACAAACAAAAAGAGUAAGAUACGGGAACCAUGUGACGUUUGUAAUAAUCUUAAUGAUUCACAAACAAUCAAAGUUGACAGUCCAGUAUUUGCGGCAGAAAAUAAUGUGGAUAAAAAAAAUGAAAGUAAAGAAAAUGUUACUGCUAAUGGGAAAAGCUCAACUGCAACACAGGGAAAUGCUCAAGACGAUAUGCCAGUAUCUGUCAAAACAGAAUGGAUUGAUGACAACACCUCCACUUCCGGUGCUCCACUAAUAAACUCAGAAAAUGAUGAUAGUCUCCCCGAUUAUGAGAACAGCAUGCUGGCCAGAUCAUUACUCUCAGGUAUAAACCCAUCAAAGAGUGACGCCACACCCAACAAUCCACCAGCCAAAAAGAUUUCAUCUGCAAUUGACAUGCAUUGUAUUAGGCCAAAAGAAAUUAAUACGGAAUCUAGUGCCUUUGUUAAUACCAUAUCAAAAAGUCCAAUGAAAAGUUCAACAGAUGAUACUGUAGUAAAAACAGAAAAACAUUCACCACACUCCGAUAUGGAAUAUGAACCUGAAGUGCUAUUGUCUGAACAUCAAGUUGGUACGGACACGGAUAACACAUAUACUCAAGAACAGUCACAAGCAUUACUCAUAUUAGCAGGUAUGUCAAGUGGGCCAGUUUUAGGUGCGGUUGCAUCAACAUCCAAUCAUGCAGCCAUCUGCGGGGACUGUCCACACUGCGGUAUGAAGUAUUCCAAUCAAUCAGCUCUAAAAUAUCAUGUACGAUUGAUGCACUCAGAUCUGACUAAUAGGUUAUGUUGCUAUCUUUGCCCGAGAUCAUUUACAAUGAGAGAAACUUUUAAAGAACAUAUGUGGACAAGCCACGGACAAAGGAAUUAAGUAUGAAGAUUUGUGCCUUAAAAUCCUUUGGUAUUUUUUAUAAAAUUUAUUGAUAAUACGUAUGAACUGUUUGUGCCUUUCCCAAUCUUGAAAUGAUAUGUUCUUAUAUAGUGCUAGUGAAAUCUCACAUUAGUGAGUUAAGUGGUUUGCAUUUGAAUAUGAAUACUUCGGAUCAAAUCAUGGAUUUUGUAAUCUACAUUGGAUUAUGUAUGAUAUAAAUGAGAUCAAGGCCAUAAUUCCACUUUAAACCUUCGAGAUACAUAUUGGAAAGGUUAUUAAAUUUUAAGCGGAGUGGCCAAGAUGUCUUUAUUGUCAUAGUAUUAAAAAGUUCUAUUUAUUCUACGCAGGAUAAAAAUUGUUGAAAAUUUACAAUUGGCUCAGUACCUGUAGGUGCUUAUUUAUUGUGGUAUGGUGCUAUUCAAAAAAUGAAAGCACUAUUUUAAAUAAACCAUGGGACAUUGUAAUGAUAUUUAAUUACAGAUUAAAAAAGAGAUCUUGUACCCACUAGGUGGGUCGACAUGAAUAUACAAAAAUUUAUUACAUUUAUAAAGCUUAAUGAUGUAUAUUUAUAAUAUUAUCUAAGAACAAUUCAUGAUGUCUGACAUAUAAAAACUAUAACAUAGUUCAUAGUUUAUUUGAUGUAAAGAAGGUACAUAAAUACCCCAGGAGAAGAAGUAAAAGGGUAUUGUUCUAUAGAAGUUAUUCAUGUCCUGUGCCUUGAGAAUAUAAUUGAGAUCUGUAUUGAUUAUU